This is a messenger RNA of Theileria orientalis strain Shintoku, 765 nucleotides long. RefSeq names its product nuclear transcription factor Y subunit B-8. Gene Ontology annotation, cellular component: CCAAT-binding factor complex. Bases 1 to 765 code for a protein of 254 amino acids. Gene Ontology annotation, biological process: regulation of transcription by RNA polymerase II. Lineage: Eukaryota; Apicomplexa; Aconoidasida; Piroplasmida; Theileriidae. The record is from RefSeq and is a predicted model, not a curated record. The transcript is spliced from 4 exons. Gene Ontology annotation, molecular function: RNA polymerase II cis-regulatory region sequence-specific DNA binding; DNA-binding transcription activator activity, RNA polymerase II-specific; protein heterodimerization activity.
AUGAGAAAACGCGAAUCGCAUCCUGAUAAAACAAAGGAUAACGAUAAAACAAAUUUACACACCGAACGUGAAAUUAGAAGCAACGAUAGAAAGCCUGACCCCAAAAGGCAAAAACCAAAUUCUAGCCAAGAUUCUGCAAAUAAUAACAAAAUAAUUUCACACUACAACCUUAGAAAUACGGAGUCAAAUUGCGAAAAAAACGAAAAAACGGGACAGGAAGAAUCUUACACAUCAAAGGGCGAACUAAAGAGCAGUGAUUCCAUGGAAAACUUAAACAAACCGGAGAUAGAACUUGAAAGCAUGGUUGAAAAGGGAGAAAAUCAACAUGAAAAUCAGGAAAAAAUAGAAAACAAAGACAACAAUGAGGACUUAUAUGAACCUUAUAGCACAUACAACGCAAACAUAUUCGAAAGGAUAAAUCUUGCAGACUUCGAGGCAUUUGGAAAACCACUCGAAAGUGAAACGACAUUGCCAAUUGCCAACAUAAGCAGACUAAUGAGGGAAGUGCUUCCAAACAACGCAAAGAUAGCCAAACAAGCAAAGGAUAUGAUAAGAGAAUGUGUGACGGAAUUUAUCUUCUUCGUUUCAAGCCAGGCAUCUGCAAGGUGUAGUAUGGAAAAAAGAAAAACGUUAAACGCAGAAGAUAUAUUCAUUGCCAUAUGUAAAUUAGGGUUUGAACACUACGAUGAAACCCUAAAAGUGCAUCUUAAUAACUGGAAAAAAAUGAAAGAUGGCAACCUUACACAGACAAACCCAAGAAAUUAA